Messenger RNA from Fusarium mangiferae, 279 nucleotides. RefSeq lists its product as uncharacterized. Bases 1 to 279 code for a protein of 92 amino acids. Lineage: Eukaryota; Fungi; Ascomycota; Sordariomycetes; Hypocreales; Nectriaceae. The record is from RefSeq and is a predicted model, not a curated record. The transcript has 2 exons.
AUGGUCUUCCACCUCAUACCAGCCCUCGCAGUUGCAGGCGUCAAGUAUGUGAUCAAGGAAGCAACUGAUGCCCCGACCUGUGGUAAAUGCGGUAGGGAGAAGAUGAAGAUGUGGGCGGGUUUCCGUAUCAUCUUCCUUUGUGAGGAUUGCGAAAACGGGAUGGAAGUCAAGCUGGGCUUGAAAGCUGUUCAGAUCGCGACUUUUGGUUUUUAUAUGGGAGUGCUUGGACAAGCGAUUGGCGAUGUGUAUGAUCAAGCAUUGGCGGAUGAUGAUGAAUGA